AUGCCUGUAGAUUGGAAACCAACAGUUGGGUGUGGACUCAUGCGUUUGGUGGUCAGGAUUGAAAUCAUCCACAGAUUCUUAGAAGCAAAUGGCUCAAGGCAACUCAUAUUCUAUUACCAGGAACCAACUGUAGAGAAAACCACAGAUAAUCUUCGUCUUGGAGUGCCACUGAAUCGAGUGAAUCGUCCAACAAAGGCCAAAAUAUUUGUCACUGAUGGUAAAGAGUUGUCUUUGAGAGGAACAGGUUUACUAUUCAUAAAAGUCGACACCUGUAAUGAUCUCACCGAAGCUAAUAUUGCUAAGGAAGUUAAUUAUAUGCAGUUACAUGCCAGUGGUUCCAGUGAAAGCAGCAACACCGUCUUGAAUUCCUUAGAAGCGUUGUUAACCAAUAUUUUCAUCCCAGCAGCUUGUAACCAUCAAAAUGGCUGGGGUGAGCUGGACACACAACAGCAAGGACAAAAAUUACAGAAUAACUUUUAUAAUUCAAUGUCUUCCUUUGUUUCAGUAUUGUCAGGUGCCCAAGAUAGUCUUGGAGAAAAGGUGACAUUGCAACAUUUCAAACCAAUGAGCAGUUUGCAAACAUUCACAGCUUCUGGGUAUGUGGCUAUUGCAAAUAGUGGUGAAGCAUUGGAAGAAAUUGAAAACAUCAUUAAAAUUUGGAUAAAGCAAGUUGAACAGGUACUUGCAGAAAGUGAACAAAUGCGGAGGGAAGCCGAUGAUAUUGGUCCACGGGCUGAACUGGAGCACUGGAAACGACGCAUGUCUAAAUUCAAUUAUUUGUUAGAUCAGAUCAAAGGUGAAGAAGUGCGAACUGUUCUAUGUAUACUCCAAGUGGCCAAAUCAAAAUUCUUAAAGAUUUGGCAGGAACUUGAUCGUAAAAUCACAGAUGCUGCCAAUGAAGCUCGGGACAAUGUUAAAUUUUUAUAUACUUUAGAGAAAUUCUGUGACCCUCUGUACAAUAGCAAUCCAGUUGGUAUGCUGGCUGGAAUUGCAGGUCUAAUCAAUGGCAUCCGCAUGAUACAUAGCAUUUCUCGCUAUUACAACACAUCAGAGAGAAUGACAUCUCUUUUUGUAAAAGUAACCAAUCAAAUGAUAACUGCUUCUAAAGCAUACAUUACCUGCGAUGGAAGUGAGACGGUAUGGACGCAGCCCACUGAUUUAUUGAUGAAGAAACUACACGAUUGUAUCAUGCUUAAUGAUACUUACCAAAAAUGUUUCCAACAGACCAAAGAAAAGCUGGAGAAACUGCCACACGAGAGACAGUUUGACUUCUCGGGGAUGUACAUAUUUGGGAAAUUUGACACAUUCGUAAGGAGGCUUAGAAAAAUUAUCGAAAUGUUUGAAACCAUUGAACGUUAUUCUAAUCUGUCGACAUCUAAAAUUGAAGGUCUGGAAAGCAUGUCUAAGAAUUUCCAAAGUAUUGUCUCUUGUCUUCAAAAUAAAACUUAUAAUUGUUUGGAUCAAAGAAAGACCGAAUAUGAUCAAGACUUUGAAGAUUUCAAAAGAAAAAUACAAGAACUCCAUAUGUCUGUUGCUGAUUUCAUGGAAAAGAGAUUUGAAAGCCACAACAGUUCUCAAUUGGCUUUGCAAAUGUUGCAGAAAUUUGAACAACUAAAACUCCCUAAUUUAGGUAUCCAAGAGAAAUAUCAGCAAAUAUUACUACACUAUGUAAAAGAUAUUGAAAUGGUUUCACGGCUUUAUCAAAAGUACAAAAAUAAUCCACCAGUUACCAGAGAUUAUCCUCUAUUUGCAGGAAAAAUGUCUUGGGCUAGGCAGCUUUUCUCUCAUCUACAAGAGCCCAUGGAAGAUUUCAAGCAACAUAGUGCUAUUUUGCAAUGUGAAGAGUCUAAAGCUAUUAUUGUGAAAUACAACAGAAUGGCCAAAGUUUUACUUGAAUUUGAAAUUCUUUACUAUAGAGAAUGGCUACAUCAGGUGGAAUCUGUAAAGGAGAAGCUCCAGUCUCCUUUGUUGGUACGCCAUCCUAAAACUAAGGAAUUAUUUGUAAAUUUUGAUUCCAACAUUAUGAUGAUGAUCAGGGAAACAGAAUGUAUGGCUCGCCUUGGAUACAUAAUUCCACCUUUUGCUUGUAUUCUGCGAUCCAGGCAAGAAGAAUAUAAGAGAAUAUGUAACGGUUUAGAACUCAUGCUAAAGGAGAACAACAACAUCCGAAGCAAAUUUCCAAGUGUUCUUGAACCUUUAAUGCAAGCACAUUUAGCAAGAGUCGACAAAGCUAUAGAACCAGGAUUGACAACACUCACAUGGACAGCCAUCGGUAUAAACGAAUACUUAGAAAACGUUGAGCAUGCUUUGAAGUUGUUUACGUUGCUUUUGGACAGAGUAACUGAUAUCUGUGAGUUUAGAAUCGAAGCUAAUUUACUUGAUAUAAGUCAAGUCAAGCUUUGUGAACUGCCAGAAGUUGAACCAUGGUCUGUGAAAUAUUUCAUGGAAAAAACACAGUUUUUAUGUGCACAAGGGGCCCAAAAUUUGAGCCACAAAAGCCAGAACCUUGAAAAUGCUGUCAAUGAGUUGAUUACCGUUUUAUGUGAUAAACCCCAGGAGGAUGAAUAUGGGGAAGAAAGCACCAACACUGAAACAGAUGCAGAUUCUCCUUCCCCAAUGAUCCCAAGCAAUUUGCAAGUAUUCCAAAGAAGCAGUUCCCAAAGGAAGAAAGCAUUGCAGUUACCGUCAUCAGAGACUGAAGUUAAUGCCAAACAGAAACAAACAUGUCAAAAUCUGGAAGAAAUCCAAGAAUUAAAAAGCCAUUAUAAUCACCGCAAUAUAGAUGCUUUGGUCAAGGUGACUCGGAACACCCUAGAGGCCAUUAGGAAGAGAAUCACAUCAAGCAAUUCAAUUAUGCAUUAUAUUGAAUCACAGAAAUAUGCUGAGGGUGCUAAAAAGAAUUCCCGUCCAUUUUUCCACGCCGAUGCUAUUUUAACCAUUCCCAGUAUUACUGUCCAACCAGCCCUUGAUGAAAUACAACAAGUCAUCAACAGAGCUGUUCAUAUGAUUGUUGGCGUGCACAAACAUGUUGCCCACUGGUCGAAACAGCCACCCAAAUUUAUGAAGGUCAAGGUGAAAAGUGGAACUAAUAUCGUUGGUCCAUUUUUAACAACUUCCGCAACAGAAGCAGCAGCAAUGUCAAGUGUGUCUUUUGCUAUGGAAAGCCAAGAAAGACUAACAAGUCUGAGUACUAAUGAUUUAUCAGAGAGUGUGCACAGUGACCCAUUCACAAAGAGCAGUCACAGUCGAGUUGAUCUUGAUAACUCCACAGAGAUUUCCAGCGUACAGCCUUUGUCCAAAAGUUAUUACAAAUGUAUAUCGGAGAAUAAAGACAUUGCAAAACUGGUCUCCUUACUGUCAACGUCCAUAAACUCAACGAAAAAGGAAGUAGCAAAUUCUUUGGAAGAAUUCUCCCAUUAUCACAUACUUUGGGAUGUUGAUCGAAAUAAAAGCUUAGAAAGAUUUCUUCAAGAAGACCCAAGUCUCUCUGACUUUGAAUCAAAUAUUAUUUACUAUGAACAACUUGAGAACAAAAUCUACCAAGAACCUGAAUAUUUUGAUGUGGGAUCAAUUGCAAUAUAUACAGAAAAACUUCGAUUUGGACUUCUUACGGAAACUACAACAUGGCGGCAACAUUACGGCAAGGCCUGCAACAACAAAUACAGAACUGAUAUGGAAGAAAACUUUACUUUUAUUGCGGAUCUUAGCAAGAGACUAAAUCGACCAAUAAUAGACCUGGAUGAUGUAAGACAUGCCAUGGCAGCAUUGAAAGAAAUCAGGGAAAAUGAGAUAAGAAUUGAAAUGAGUAUUGGCCCAAUUGAGACUACAGUACGAAGAGAAGAAACAGACCCUUGUGAUACCCUACGUUAUUCUUGGGAAAAACUUCAAGCCCAAGCUUCAGAAGUUGGGAGUCAUCUGUUGACCAUUCAACCAGAGUUCCGUCAUGAACUCAUCACAAAUGUCAAUAUUUUCCACAACAACUGUACAGAAUUCUAUGAUGAAUAUGCACAGUCUGGACCAAUGGUGGCAGGAAUUGAUCCUAGAGACGCCGCUGAUCGACUAGUAAUUUUUCAGAACCAUUUUGAUAACUUGUACCGUAAGUAUAUAACUUACACAAGAGGUGAAGAACUAUUUGGUCUUCCAGUCACCCAGUGUCCAGAACUGCUGCAAAUCAACAAAGAAUUGAAACUUCUUCAAAAGCUUUAUGGGCUCUAUAGUAACGUCAUUGAUACAGUAACUGGUUAUCAAGAUAUCCCAUGGGGUGAUGUCAACAUCGAAAAGAUUAAUGCAGAACUGCUGGAGUUGCAAAAUAGAUGUCGCAAACUGCCUCGUGCUCUGAAGGAUUGGCAAGCUUUUAAAGACCUAAAGCAAAAAAUUGAUGAUUUUAAUGAAAUCAUUCCCUUACUUCAACUGAUGAGUAACCAAGCUAUGAAAGACCGUCACUGGAAGAGACUAACAACAGUAACAGGCUAUCAGUUUGAAAUGAAGGACGAUAAUUUAUUGCUUAAAAACAUACUAGAAGCUCCUCUCCUCAAGUAUAAGGAAGAAAUUGAAGAUAUUUGCAUUUCAGCUGAAAAAGAAAAAGAUAUUGAAGCGAAACUGAAACAAGUGAUGAUAGACUGGGAUAUGAAAGAGUUUACCUUUGGUAAUUUCAAGAACAGAGGAGAACAGCUAUUACGAGGUGAUGCAACGAGUGAAAUUGUUGUUCUCAUAGAAGACUCUUUGAUGAUUCUUAGCUCUCUUAUGAAUAACAGGUUCAAUGCACCCUUCAAAAGAGAGAUACAACAAUGGGUUCAAAAUCUGUCAAACUCGUCUGAAAUAAUUGAUAACUGGUUGACUGUACAAAAUCUUUGGGUCUACCUUGAAGCUGUCUUUGUUGGGGGAGAUAUUGCAAAACAACUUCCAAAGGAAGCAAAGCGGUUUUCUAACAUUGACAAAUCCUGGGUCAAGAUAAUGAACCGAGCCCAUGAAAUUCCCAAUGUCGUUCGUUGCUGUGUUGGUGAUGACACUCUAAUUCAGUUGCUGCCACAUUUGUUGGAGCAACUUGAAUUAUGUCAGAAAUCCUUGACUGGUUAUUUAGAGAAGAAGAGGCUGCUUUUCCCUCGCUUUUUCUUUGUGUCUGAUCCGGCCUUAUUGGAAAUUCUUGGUCAAGCCAGUGACUGCCACACCAUCCAGGCUCACCUUCUCAGUGUCUUCGAUAACAUAAAGCUGGUGAAAUUUCAUGAAAAGCAAUAUGAAACAAUACUAUCUGUGGAAUCAGGUGAAGGAGAAUGUAUGGAAUUAGACAAACCAGUAAAAGCUGAAGGAAAUGUAGAAGUUUGGCUCAUGUCAUUAAUGAAAAUGGCGCAAAAGUCUCUCCAUGGAAUCAUAAGGAAAGCUGCAAAUGCAAUAGAAGAAUCAAAUUUUAAACUAUUGGAGUUUCUCAAUUCAUUUCCAGCACAAGUUGGAAUACUUGGGAUACAGUUAUUAUGGACAAGAGAUGCAACAAAUGCAUUGACCGAUGCACGUAGUGACCGCAAGCGUAAACCAAUGCAGCAAGCAAACCAAUCAUUUUUGAAGCUCCUGAAUACCCUCAUCACCCAAACCACCGCGGAUCUGAACCAAAUAAACCGAACCAAGUAUGAGACCCUGAUCACGAUACAUGUCCACCAGAGAGAUAUUUUUGAUGAACUGUGUCAUACAAAUGUAAGAAGUCCAACAGAUUUUGAAUGGUUAAAACAGUCACGCUUUUACUUCAUAGAAGACCAAGACAAAUGUGUAGUAUCAAUCACAAAUGUCAACUUCACUUAUCAGAAUGAAUUCCUUGGCUGCACAGAACGACUAGUCAUAACUCCACUGACUGACAGAUGCUACAUCACAUUGGCUCAGGCUCUUGGCAUGUCAAUGGGUGGAGCUCCUGCAGGACCUGCUGGCACUGGAAAGACAGAAACAACAAAAGACAUGGGAAGAUGUUUAGGAAAAUAUGUUGUUGUUUUCAACUGCUCUGACCAGAUGGACUUUCGUGGGCUAGGACGCAUCUAUAAAGGUUUGGCUCAGUCUGGCACAUGGGGUUGUUUUGAUGAAUUUAAUCGAAUCGAUUUGCCAGUGUUGUCAGUGGCUGCACAACAAAUUGCAAUAGUUCUCACGUGUAAAAAGGAGCGGAAAAACCAAUUUGUGUUCACAGAUGGAGAUGUCAUACAGAUGAACCCAGAGUUUGGUAUUUUUCUCACGAUGAAUCCAGGCUAUGCUGGACGACAAGAAUUACCUGAAAACUUAAAGAUUAACUUUAGAACUGUUGCCAUGAUGGUUCCAGACCGGCAGAUUAUUAUUCGUGUAAAGUUAGCCAGUGCUGGUUUCAUAAAUAAUAUUAAUUUGGCAUGUAAGUUCUUCACGUUAUAUAAGCUGUGCGAAGAACAGCUUACUAAACAGGUUCAUUAUGAUUUUGGAUUACGGAACAUUUUAUCUGUACUCCGCACACUUGGAGCAAAGAAAAGAGCCUCACCUGAAGAGACAGAACAUACGAUUGUGAUGAGUGUUCUUAGAGAUAUGAACCUGUCAAAGCUGGUGGACCAAGAUGAACCUCUGUUUUUAUCACUUAUAAACGAUCUUUUUCCUGGAAUAAUUCUUAGUAAACAGAAAUAUGCAAUGUUGGAAAAUGCUAUUGACAAGCAUAUUAAUGAAAGCCGUCUUGUUCAACAUCCUUCAUGGAUUCUGAAAGUUAUCCAGUUGUAUGAGACACAACUAGUACGACAUGGAAUGAUGACUUUAGGCCCAAGUGGCUCAGGGAAGACAUGUUGUAUUCAUACACUAAUGAAAGCAAUGACAGAAUGUGGACAAGUGCAUAAAGAAAUGAGGAUGAAUCCUAAAGCCAUUACUUCAGCACAGAUGUUUGGCAAACUUGAUGUAGCAACUAAUGACUGGACUGAUGGGAUAUUUUCAACUCUUUGGAGAAGGACCCUGAAAGCAAAGAAAGGGGAACACAUUUGGAUUGUUUUGGAUGGACCUGUAGAUGCUAUUUGGAUAGAGAACCUUAACUCGGUACUAGAUGACAACCGGACAUUAACAUUGGCAAAUGGAGAUCGUAUAUCAAUGGCACCGAAUACAAAGAUCAUAUUUGAACCACAUAAUAUUGAUAAUGCUUCUCCAGCCACUGUGUCCCGUAAUGGCAUGGUUUAUAUGAGUAGCUCAGGACUGAAUUGGAAGCCCAUUCUUCAGGGAUGGCUAAAUCACAGACCUUUGCAAGAAGCUACGAUAAUUAUGAAUCUUUUUGAAGAAAGUUUCCCCGUAGUGUUUAACUAUUCUAUUCAGAAUUUUGUUUUCAAAAUGGACAUUUUGGAAGUUUUUAUCAUAUCUCAGGCAACGAAACUUCUCUCUGGUCUUAUUCCUGCCAAAGACGAAAAAGACCCCCAAAUAAAAGAACAUUAUGCUCAUCUUUAUAUAUUUACUUUGUUGUGGAGCAUCGGUGCUUUCUUGGAGUUGGACGAUCGAGUUAAACUGGAACAAUUUCUACGUACAUUACCAAAUGUCAGCAGUUAUUUACCUAAGAUUGAUGAAAGUUCUGAGUCAACAAUUUUUGAUUAUAUGGUAGCUGCUGACGGUUCAUGGGUACAUUGGAAUAACCUCGUUAAAGAAUAUCAUUAUCCCAAACACGAGACACCUGAGUAUGCAUCAAUUUUAGUACCAAUGGUAGACAAUGUGAGAACAGAUUACCUGUUAAGUACCAUUGCCAAACAGGGCAAAGCAGUUAUGUUGAUUGGUGAACAAGGAACUGCGAAAACAGUUAUGAUAAAUGCAUUUCUAAGAAAAUACAAUCCUGAACAUCACGUCGCUAAAGCUUUAAACUUUUCUUCAGCAACAACGCCUCUCAUGUUCCAGAAAUCAAUAGAAAGCUAUGUGGAUAAACGAGUGGGUAACACCUAUGGACCCACGGCGGGGAAGAAGAUGAGUGUCUUCAUUGAUGACAUUAACAUGCCAGUGGUGAAUGAAUGGGGAGACCAAGUGGCCAAUGAAAUCGUGCGUCAACUCAUAGAAAUGAAUGGUUAUUAUAGUCUAGAGAAGCCUGGUGACUUUAUAAACAUUACAGAUAUACAGUUCUUGGCAUCUAUGAUACAUCCUGGUGGAGGCAGGAAUGACAUUCCACAGCGCCUAAAGAGGCAUUUUGCAAUUUUUAAUUGCACUUUACCAUCUAAUACAUCAAUAGACAAAAUCUUCUCAACAAUUGGUUUGGGUCAUUACUGCAAAGAAAGAGGUUUUGCAGCAGAUAUCAUAGAAAUGGUUCAAAAACUUAUUCCUCUUACAAGACGAUUAUGGCAGCUAACAAAGGUAAAAAUGCUACCAACACCUGCAAAAUUUCAUUACAUUUUUAACUUGAGAGACUUGUCCAGAAUCUGGCAGGGAAUGAUCAAUGUUGAGUCAUCUGUCAUCAAUUCUACCAAAUUAUUGCUUGGUUUAUGGAAACACGAAUGUAGUCGUGUUAUCUCUGACAGGUUUGUGUUACCUGCUGAUAUUAAGUGGUACGAGAAAACAACGGAGCGUGUUGUUUUGGAGGACCUUGGACAUGAAUACCGUGAACAAAUCCAGAAGACUCACUAUUUUACAGAUUUCCUCAGAGAUCCACCGGAACCUUCAGGAGAAGAACCUGAUGAUGAAGACUUUGAAAUGCCUAAAGUUUAUGAACCUAUUGAAUCAUUUGAUCAACUCCGAGAAUGGCUUCAGAUUUAUUUAGAGCAAUACAACGAAACCAUUCGAGGAACAGGAAUGGAUUUGGUAUUUUUUGAAGAUGCUAUGAUCCACUUGAUGAAAAUAUCACGAAUAAUUCGUACAGCAAGGGGGAAUGCUUUGCUCGUGGGUGUUGGUGGAUCAGGGAAACAGUCUUUAACUCGACUUGCUUCUUAUAUUGCAGGUUAUCAAAUAUUUCAAAUUACAUUGUCAAGAUCUUACAAUGUUAUCAACCUAUUAGAAGACCUGAAACACCUCUAUCGAGUAGCAGGGCUUUAUGGAAAAGGAAUUACUUUCCUAUUUACUGAUCAAGAAAUUAAAGAUGAAGGUUUUUUGGAAUACCUUAACAAUGUGUUAUCUUCUGGCCUCGUCGAUGAACAGUUUCGUCUUCGUUCCUUGAAAUUUCCGGGUCUCAUCUCUGGUUGUACAAUUGAUUGGUUUCAACGCUGGCCAAAGGAUGCACUUGUGGCUGUUGCUAAUCACUUCAUUUCUAAUUUCGAAAUUGCAUGUACAGAUGAAGUAAAGAGAGAGCUCGUAUAUGCAAUGGGUUCCUUUCAGCAUGGUGUGUCUGAAUGCUGUACUGAAUAUUUCCAUAGGUACCGAAGAUCAACACAUGUAACACCAAAAUCUUACUUGUCGUUCAUAAAUGGAUACAAGACUAUUUAUACAGAAAAGAGAAAAGAACUUGGUGAAAUGGUUGAGAGGAUGAAUACAGGUUUGGAGAAGUUAAUAGAAGCCUCUCUCACAGUUGUUGACCUCAAGAAACAGCUGGUGGUGAAAGAGAAGGAGCUUACUGUGGCUACCGAGAAAGCUGAAAUGGUGUUAAAAGAAGUUACUGAGAAAGCAAAAGCCACCGAACAAAGUAAAAACAAGGUGCAGAAAGUUAAAGACAUUGCUCAACAAAUAGUAGAUAGCAUUGCUACUGAUAAAAACAUAGCCAUGGAAAAACUAGAAGCUGCUCGUCCAGCCCUGGAAGAGGCAGAGGCAGCUUUAAAUACGAUACAUCCAGCUGAUAUUGCUACUGUCAGAAAACUUGGCCGCCCACCACAUCUGAUUAUGCGGAUUAUGGAUUGUGUGCUGAUACUCUUCCGCAAGAAACUAGACCUGGUUGUGACUGAUUCAGAAAAACCAGGGUUCUUGAAACCGUCAUGGGGAGAAACAUUAAAAAUGAUGAGCGGUGCUGGUAUGCUGCAAAGUCUAAUGUCUUUUCCCAAAGAUUCCAUAAAUGACGAAAUGGUUGAACUAUUACAACCAUAUUUAAAAAUGGAAGAUUAUAAUUUAGAAGUGGCGAAAAAGGUAUGUGGAAAUGUUGCUGGAUUACUAUCUUGGACGAAAGCUAUGGCUUAUUUCUUUGAAAUUAACAAGGAAGUCCUACCUCUUAAGGACAAUCUGGCAGUGCAAGAGGCCAAACUUCAAUCGGCCAAUGCUGACCUCAUGAAAGCAGAAGACCAACUGAGCGUCCAAGUUGCUAAACUUAAUGCAGUCAAAAUUGACUAUGACCGAGCUAUGGUUGAGAAACAAACUUUAGUUGAUGACUACGACUCUUGUAAGUCUAAAAUGACAGCUGCUUCCGAGUUGAUUUCUGGUCUAGCCGGAGAAAAAGAACGAUGGACAGAGCAGAGUAAAGAAUUCAAUGAACAAAUUGGAAGACUUGUUGGAGACGUGUUAAUAUGUACGGCAUUUCUUUCCUAUGCUGGACCAUUCAAUCAAGAUUUCCGUUUAAUCCUUCACAACAAGUGGAUAAAGGAAUUGAAGACACGCAAAAUCCCUCACACGGCGAACCUGAAUGUUACAGAUAUGCUCACUAACCCAACUUUGAUUGGCGAAUGGAAUUUGCAAGGAUUACCAAAUGAUGAACUCUCCAUUCAGAAUGGAAUUAUUGUAACAAAAGCAGUAAGAUAUCCAUUAUUAAUUGAUCCACAAGGACAAGGUAAGAAAUGGAUAAAGCAGCAACAAGGUGAUAAAGACCUCCAGGUGACAUCACUUAACCACAAAUAUUUCCGACAACAUCUUGAAGACUGCAUGUCUCUUGGAAGACCGUUACUCAUUGAUGAUAUUGGAGAGGAACUUGAUCCAGCUUUGGAUAAUAUACUGGAGAAAAACUUCAUUAAAAUUGGUACUUCAUGCAAAGUUAAAGUUGGAGAUAAAGAGUGUAAUGUAAUGAAUGGCUUUACAUUGUACAUCACAACAAAGUUACCAAACCCUUCGUAUACACCAGAAAUCUCUGCUCGGACAUCUAUCAUUGAUUUCACAGUGACUGUGAAAGGCCUAGAAGAUCAGUUACUAGGCAGAGUCAUCCUUAUGGAAAAAGCUGAACUUGAAAGUGAACGAGUGAAGUUAAUGGAAGACAUCACAACAAACAAGAAGAAGAUGAAAGAGUUGGAAGACAACCUUCUCUAUAGACUGACCAGUACUCAGGGGUCAGAUGGAAUUUUUAAUUUACACAUUAUUGCAGAGCUGUCCUUCAGUUUCCUCAGCCCUGUAAAGGAGCUUGGAAGAUAUUCAAGUAACACAGCUCAGUCAAUUCUGGACACAAUUCUUAAUAUUCAACCAAAAGACAGCAGUAGUGGUAGCGGUGAAACUAGAGAAGCCAUUGUUUACAACAUAAGUAAUGAUAUGCUUGAAAGCCUUCCUGCUGACUAUGUUAUGUUCGACGUCAAAGCUCAGCUCCAAAAGGUUGGAGCCUUAGAACCAAUGAAUAUUUUCCUACGACAGGAAAUCGACCGGAUGCAACGAGUUAUCACUGCCGUCAGAAAUACAUUGCUAGACCUAAAACUGGCCAUUGAUGGAGCAAUAAUCAUGAAUGAACACCUGAGGCAUGCUUUAGAUGCCAUGUUUAAUGCAAGAAUACCAUCUUAUUGGCAAAAAAUUUCCUGGGAAUCAAGCAACCUUGGAUUUUGGUUUACUGAACUCAGUGAUCGAAAUACUCAAUUCCGUAGCUGGUGUUUUGAUGGAAGACCAGCUGCGUUCUGGAUGACUGGAUUUUUCAACCCUCAGGGAUUUUUAACAGCAAUGAGACAAGAAGUAACUCGGAAAUACAAGCACAAAGGAUGGGCCUUGGACGGUGUUUAUCUCCAGAAUGAUGUUACCACAAAACGGAAGGAGGAAACUCUAACUAUUCCCUCAGAAGGUGUUUACAUUUAUGGUUUGUAUUUAGAAGGAGCCGGAUGGGACCGGUCCAGUGGCAGACUCCAGGAGGCAAAACCCAAGAUUCUCUCCGAGCCAAUGCCAGUGAUACAUAUGUAUGCAGUAAAUCAGCCACGACCAGUUGAUAGCAAAACGUAUGUUUGCCCCAUUUACAAGAAACCCUGUCGUACUGAUUUGACAUAUGUGGCGAGUGUUACGCUUAAAGUGGAAAACAAUUCUGCGGAUAAGUGGGUGAAAAGAGGAGUUGCUUUACUUUGUGAUAUUAAGUGAAAGUACAUAAUGACGAUUCUGCAGACUUAUGUGUCAGAACAUAUGAGAAGGUGUUGGAAAGUUCCUGGCCUUAAGGCUAUCACGAAAGGCCUGGUCGGAGACCCAACCAUACCGAGUUCUUUUACAGGGUUUAGAAAAACUUAAGGACUGCUGCUAUAAGUGUGUGAAUCUGAGAGAGGAAUAUGCUGAAUGAAAUCAUAACUAACUGAUCCUUCUGUAUUUUUCUUUUAACCAAAGCCAUGAACUUUUCAGAACCUCCUCGCAUACUGUUUCUAAUUUAAGAUUUCUUUGCUUAAGCAGAACUACAUUUGAAUUAAAAUAGUCAUCUAUGCAUCAUAGUUAAUGUAAACACAUUAUUGAAAGGCAAAUUUACUAGCUUUCAAUGAUGUAUUUAAGUUAAAUGUGAUAUAUGGAUGACUAUUAAAAUUACAUUUUGUUUGAUAUUGUAGCAAACAGAUAUUAAAGAAAGAUUUUUGUCCAUAUUUAAUUAAAUUUUCCAAUAAAAAUUUAUGUCACAGAAUUUCUGUGGAGGUGGCUGAGACAGUAGAAGGUUGAACUGGAUGACUUG
Octopus sinensis (East Asian common octopus) is the source of this 12682-nucleotide messenger RNA. RefSeq names its product dynein heavy chain 5, axonemal-like. Lineage: Eukaryota; Metazoa; Mollusca; Cephalopoda; Octopoda; Octopodidae. The transcript is spliced from 60 exons. Bases 1 to 12114 code for a protein of 4037 amino acids. Gene Ontology annotation, cellular component: dynein complex. Gene Ontology annotation, molecular function: ATP binding; dynein intermediate chain binding; minus-end-directed microtubule motor activity. Gene Ontology annotation, biological process: microtubule-based movement. The record is from RefSeq and is a predicted model, not a curated record.